AUGGAAUAUAAAAAUAUAUUAGACAUGGAUUUCGAAAUUUUUAUGAAAAUUAAAAACAUCCUUGAAGAUAGGAAUUUAAGAGAAUCCUUUCUUGAAGUUUUGCCACCAGGAUUUUGCAGACCAGGAGGUCUCAAAAGACAAGUCACGCGGUUGCUAUCAUUUAUAGGAAGUGAUAUGGACUCUACGGAAAUCGAAUGCAAACUUGAACAUGUGCAAGCUCUAAAAACCAAAUUGGAGCAGCUGAGAUUGGAUUACUAUUCAGUGCUGAACAAUGAGGAAUUGGACGAAAAUGAAACGAUUUUCAUUGAACUCGAAGAAGAAUUAGAAAAAAUAGAAGCCGCCCUCAAGCGCAAGUUCAAGCAGCUCAACAACAAUAGUUCCCGCUCCUUUAAUGAUGGACCACCUAACUCAACAAUCAGUAUCCGGCUUCCCAAAAUAUCACUUCCAAAAUUUAACGGCAAAUAUGAAGAAUGGUUCCUCUUCAAGGAACAAUUUAACUCCAUCAUCAAUUGUAACUCUUCCCUCUCGGAUUCACAAAAACUGUAUUACCUGAAAUCAUCACUUAUCGGCCGCGCCAAAGAAAUAGAAACAAUAGAUUAUACCUACCAGUCCCUGUGGAAGGCCUUGACUGAGAGGUUCGAAAAUAAGAGACUAAUUGUGAACAGUCAUAUACAGGAGCUGUUAAACAUCCAGAAAAUAACUCAUGAGUCAGCAGAUGAGCUGAGAAAUCUUGUGGACAAGAUUCACAAGCAUCUGCGAGCCCUCCAGCUAAUUUAUCUGCAAUGUAAUGAUUUUACAGAAGUUUUACUCCUCAACAUAUUUCUUCAAAAGGUGGAUGCAGAAUCACGAAGGCAAUUUGAGAUCUCCUUAACCUCUACAGACCUCCCAAAAUGGAGCAAUUUUGUUCAACUCUUAGAAAAGAGGCAUCAUUUUUUGGAGAACUCUCAAAUUCAAUACACUUCACAAAUAGAACCCAGAUUAACUCAAAAAACAUCCAUAAGCAGUGUAAAUAAGCCAUUGCCGUUGAACAGUUGUAAAUUGUGCAGUGCUUCACAUAAUCUGCAUAAUUGUGAAGAAUUCAAGUGUCUAAAUGUCAAACAAAGUCCUGAUUUCUUGAUAGAAAUGGAUGUGGAAGGACAGAAGCCAAAUAUGUCACCAGCAAGAUGGCUGUUAAUGCAUUUGGGAUCCAGAGGCAUUUGUGUAGCAGACCUAAUAUCCUGGUUUGAAGAAAUGAAUUUAGAAAAAGCCCUAUCCCUCUUGAAAAAGGAUGAGCCUUUACGGAUAGUUGAACAACCUGUUGAAAGAUUAUCUGUCUGUGAAGGUGCAGAAAUUGAAAUAACUGUUAAAGCAACUUCUUAUCCUCGUCCUGAAUAUCAGUGGUUUAAAGAUGACCAGGAGUUGCUACUUCAAUACAAACCAACGCUGUCCAUUCCAGAUGCAAAGUUAAUGCAUGGUGGUGUUUAUAAAUGUCAUGUUGCAAAAAAGGAUUCUAAAACAGGAGUGUAUGAAUGUCUUUGUUCUAAUCCAGUGGAAGUGGUGAUUGCUAAAAAAGAUAAUAUUCUAGCAGGAUCAAAAGAAUGGGACAGUUGUCUGAGAGCUCAAGAAAUUACUCAGAAUAAUUUUAAUUGCAUUCCUGAGGAGAAAGAUAAAACAAUUAAAAUAGUUCGACAACCAUACGUCCAUGGCAAGAUUGGUCAAGGAAUGUCCAUUUGCCUGCAUUGCGAGGCCGAGAGUUCAUAUCCAGUAAAAUACCAAUGGUUUAAGAAUGGGAUACCUCUAGAAGGUGAAACAUCAACCAAGUUAGAAUUGAAUUGUUUAUAUCCUGAUUCAGUUACUUCAGAUACUGAAUGGAAUUAUCAGUGUGUAGUAAAUAAUGAUUUUUGUCACAGUCUCUCCAAUCCAGUUACGGUUGAACUUGAUAAUGUUGAUGAAACUACUCCUUUUAUUGCUGAAGAUAAAAUAGCCUUUUUGAUUGCCAAUGAUACAUACCUCAACUUACCAGAACUGAAAAAACCAUCUCCUGAUGUUGUUGAUAUGGCUGAGCUGCUUUCUUCAAUGAAAUUCAAAAUUUUUGCUGUUAAAAAUCUUAGAUUAUUAGAAAUGAAAAAUGCUGUCCAUGUCUUUUGUAAAAUGUUAAGACCAAAAGUUUAUGCACUGUUUUUCUUUGCCGGACAUGGAUUUGAGGAAUUUGGUCAAACCUAUUUAUUACCCAUUGAUUGCAGUGAUAAGUAUCUGAAGGAGGAGGCUGUUUGUACAGAAUAUGUGUUGAAGUGUAUGCAAAAAGAGAACCCAGAAGUUAAUAUUUUGCUUAUUGAUUCUUGUAGAAUGUUAUCCCCACAAGCUAAAAAAAAAGAUUACAGUUUUUCAUUCAAAGAUAGACAAGUUGCAAAAAUGAAAGGAAAUACCAUUUAUGGCUAUUCAACUUCUGAUUUUUAUUCUUCUUAUGAAAGUGAUGUUGAAACAAAUGGUUAUUUUGUCAAGUACUUGAAACAGCAUUUAACCAAAAAUAGAAAGAUAGUGGAUAUUUUAAAUUUGGUGCUACAAGAUUUUAAGAAUGAACCCUUGAUAAAAAAGCAUCAGUAUCCACAGAUAAAAAGUAGUCUAGCAACUCCUAGGAAACUUUGUGAUCCGGUUGAAUGUGUUCAAAAACCCGUGCCCUUUGGAGAUAUUAUGUCUUGUCCUGCCUCAAAACGUAAGUUUUGUUUUUGUUUGUGA
Messenger RNA from Uloborus diversus, 2715 nucleotides. Its product is annotated as mucosa-associated lymphoid tissue lymphoma translocation protein 1-like. Lineage: Eukaryota; Metazoa; Arthropoda; Arachnida; Araneae; Uloboridae. The coding region runs from base 1 to 2715 and encodes 904 amino acids. The record is from RefSeq and is a predicted model, not a curated record. Gene Ontology annotation, biological process: proteolysis. Gene Ontology annotation, molecular function: cysteine-type endopeptidase activity. The transcript has 14 exons.